Messenger RNA from Neohortaea acidophila, 1317 nucleotides. Its product is annotated as glycosyl hydrolase. Gene Ontology annotation, biological process: carbohydrate metabolic process. The record is from RefSeq and is a predicted model, not a curated record. The transcript is spliced from 5 exons. NCBI's taxonomy places the organism in Eukaryota, Fungi, Ascomycota, Dothideomycetes, Mycosphaerellales, Teratosphaeriaceae. Bases 157 to 1245 code for a protein of 362 amino acids. Gene Ontology annotation, molecular function: hydrolase activity, hydrolyzing O-glycosyl compounds.
CCGGGAGGCGGCACUGGGACCACAUGGCAUCCGCAGAAACAAGGUUUGACCGAUGUAACUGGAGGUAGGUAUUAUACAUGGACGUUCCUGCACCUAAUUCUUCUACCUUUCCUUGACAUCAACUUUGCCCCAAUCAAGCAAUUGAUAGUUGCUAAGAUGAAGAUGCUACUCUCUUCAUUGCUCGCGGCGCUGCCCCUCGCCUCUGCCUUGCACAAGCCGUACCCAGCAGAGGCACCAGGCGUGCUCAAUCCACUAGGCCUUGGUCAAGAUCCCGCGCCGGUGAAAUGGCACAACACCUCCUCCGGCCAGGAUGUAUAUUUGUUCCCUGAUAUCAACUUCGGGAAAUUAGUGUAUUUGCGCGUCUCAAGCAAUCUGUCUGAGGUGCAAUACGACGAGUCGAACAACCAUACAAUCUACACCUUCGCCGACAACAUCGCAACCGAAGCUCCCGAUCUCAGUCAACUUGCCGACGGCAAAUGGGUCAUGUACAUCUCUGCGGUCUCGAUCAACACCAUCUUCGUCAUCCAGUCCGACACCACCGACCCUCUCGGUAGCUGGACAACGUACGGAAACGUCAGGCAUAAUGGUCAGGACAUCGUUGGCUAUGAUGCUCACGGAUUGAACCUGCCCAACGGCGACCGCUACCUCGUCUGGUCGACGUCUUUCCACGCUCCGCCUUCCAUCUCCAUCAUCAAACUCCAGAACAUCACGGAUGCGGUGCCGGGAACUCCCCUGAGCGCCAUCGUUACGCCCACCGAGUAUUAUGAGAUGAAUGAAAUUCCCAAUGGCAACUACACCUACCCAGGCCAUCCGUGCUGCAACGCGCCCGUAGUCGAAGCGCCUAGCUCUUGGGUGAUCAACAAUACCAUCAAUCUUGGAUAUGCCUCGAAUUGGUACGCGGAUGCCACCUACAACACCCUCAUCACAACCGCGACGCUGGGCUCCGAUCUGCUGGAUCCAUCGUCCUGGACGAAAUCCCCGUACAACCCAAUCCUGCACUCCAACUUCUUCUCCUACACCUACGGCCCCGGCUCCGGCGGCUUCUUCACCGGCCCGGACAAUGACGUCUGGUUUGCCUACGGUGCCACUAACAACGCCUCCGGCUUCACUGGUGGGCCAAAUAUCAGGACGGUGCGUGCGCAGAAGAUGGGCUAUGAUCACCAGGGGCGGAUUUUGAUGACUACGCCUGUGAAUGCCACUCGGCCUAUUCCUGGCAGCAACUACACGGACUACCCGUCAUCUUGAAAGGCUACAAAGAAGUAGAAAUUGAAUGUGUACAUAUAUCUGUAGUGCAAAGAGACAAACAGUAACUACCUG